This is a messenger RNA of Chironomus riparius, 2215 nucleotides long. Lineage: Eukaryota; Metazoa; Arthropoda; Insecta; Diptera; Chironomidae. The record is from the annotation of a GenBank genome assembly.
CCCAAACCAAAAAUGACACAAAAUCAAAUUUGUAGAAAUUUACAGCAACUUUUAGCACUACCGAUUCGCCAACUUUACUUCAGUCACGAAAAAAAAAACCCACAAAAGUCAAUUUCAUUUAUUAAGUCACAGCCAACGAAAGCAAAAACUAGUCAUGUUGAUUUAUUUAAGUGGAAAAAUUAAGAAAUUGGAUUUUAUAUCAGUCGCAUUAAUUCUGUCCGCAUUAUUCGUGAGUCUUACAUUAAUUAGAAGUUAUUUCGAUACACAAAUAUCAACAUUAAAAACGGAAGUUCUGCUAUACAGCGAUGCUUACGGUUCUUUAAGAAAGAAAAUUGCAAAGCCACGUUAUCCAUUUGCCACACAGUAUGACAAGCUCGAUUAUCAUGAUUAUGAAUUUAUGGAAUAUGAAGCAUCAAGAAUAGGUCCUGGUGAGCAAGGCAAAGCAUAUGUUCUAAAAGAUGAGGCUUAUAUUGAGAAGAAUAAGGAGAUUUUUCAAAAAUUUGGAUUUUAUGGAAUUGCCAGUGAUCAUAUUUCAGUGAAUCGUUCAUUACCAGAUAUACGGCAUGAAAAAUGUAAACGCAAACAGUACUUGAGACAAAUUCCAAAAGUGUCAAUAAUAAUCGUGUACUUUGACGAGUACUUGAGCAUGAUGAAGCGAACACUGCAUUCAAUUUUCAAUCGCACGCCGCAUAAGCUGAUUCAUGAAAUAAUAUUAGUGAACGAUAACAGCACACUGGAUGAACUUUAUCAACCGCUCGUUGAUUAUGUCACAACGAACUUUGGUGAAAUCGUAAAAUUUAGAAUGUCAAAUGAACGUCGUGGUAUGAUUGGAUCGAGGUUGGAUGGAGCACGAUUUGCAACCGGUGAAGUUCUGGUAUUUAUUGAUGCUCAAGUGGAAGUAAAUGUCAAUUGGUUACCUCCUCUACUCGAGCCAAUUGCUCUUAAUCCAAAAGUAAUUACUACACCAAUCAUUGAUUCAUUCCGUUUCGAUACAUUCGAGUAUAGAAAGCUUGAUGAUGGAGGACGUGGCAUUUUCAAUUGGGAUCUACAAUAUCGACGAUUUCCACGAAGGCCGGAGGAUAUUCGUCCCGACGCUCCGAUUCCAUCUCCUGUUAUGAUUGGAUCAGUUUUCGCAAUAAAUCGACAAUUUUUCUGGGAUGUUGGAGCAUACGACAAGCAAUUAAAGGUAUCGCACGGCGAACAAUUGGAAAUGUCAUUUAAGGCACACUUGUGUGCUCAUGGAGUCUUUGAAUGUCCUUGUUCCCGUGUCGCACAUUCAUAUCGUUAUAAAAAUUAUUACAAAAGAUUCGAAAAUGGCACAGAUUUUGCAGCACGUAAUAUGAAAAGAAUAGCAGAAGUAUGGAUGGACGAAUACAAAGAAGUUGUUUACAAACGAAAUCCAUCAAAAUACAUGUCUCUCGAUCCCGGCAAUCUUUCACGAGAAAAUAUCAUCAAACAAGGCCUUCAUUGUAAGCCUUUUAGAUAUUUUGUUGAGUAUGUAGCACCCGAGCUCCUUGAGCGUUAUCCAAUCAUUGACCCAGGAUAUUUUGCAAAAGGCACCAUAAGAAGUAAAGCCAAUCCGAAAUUAUGUGUGGAGGUGUCAAAGAAUAAUAUUGAAGAUACUGUAGAUGUGCCAAUAACAAGAAAACUUAUCCUAAAUAAAUGUGAUGACAGUCAUGUCAACCCAAGUUUUAAGCAAUUUUUUACGCUCACAUGGCAUCGACACAUUCAACAUUCAAUCUACGAUUAUUGCAUUCAAAAUUCACUUACAGUUGUCGAGUGUCAUUUUCUUGGAGGAAAUCAACUGUGGAAAUUUGAUUUGGAAACACAUCAAAUUGUAAAUCCCAUUUCGGAUGCCAUAAAAUGUCUAAGUAUAGACAUUACCAAACAAACCCUAUUAAUGGAAGAUUGUGUUGAGAAUGAUAUCAACCAACAGUGGAAUUGGGGUGAGAAAAAUUUGACGGCACUACACAGCUGGGAAAAUUUUGGCGUUGAUCUGACGUCAUUAAAAAUUUAAAUAAGAAGCAUCGUCAAUUGACGUGAAAGAGUUUUUAAAAUGAAAAUUAAUUAAGGCAGAAAAGAAGGAGAGUAAGUAAUGGUUUUCUGAAUAUGUUUUGAAUAAUUAACGAUUUAUGGACUUCCAAGAAUGUACUUAGGCGGUUUUGUAAUGAAAAUAAUCUAAUUUUGUAAUGUUUAAUAAAGUUUGAAUCUCGUA